This is a messenger RNA of Suillus fuscotomentosus, 636 nucleotides long. Its product is annotated as ribosomal protein L37e-domain-containing protein. NCBI's taxonomy places the organism in Eukaryota, Fungi, Basidiomycota, Agaricomycetes, Boletales, Suillaceae. Gene Ontology annotation, cellular component: ribosome; cytosolic large ribosomal subunit. The record is from RefSeq and is a predicted model, not a curated record. The transcript is spliced from 7 exons. Gene Ontology annotation, biological process: translation. Gene Ontology annotation, molecular function: structural constituent of ribosome; RNA binding. The coding region runs from base 153 to 437 and encodes 94 amino acids.
GACAAGGAUAUAAAAAGGGGUUAAAUUUCCACUUUAAGUCUGCUUUCACACGAAACAUUACUAUUCCCACGCUCCCAGCCUCCCCUACUGAAUCAACCUCGGCACGCCCACCGGUAUCACCACCGUCUCCAAAUCCUCAAGAAAACGUCAAGAUGACGAAAGGUACUUCGUCCUUUGGUAAGCGACACACUAAGUCCCACACGCUCUGCCGGCGUUGUGGUCGUCGUGCGUUCCACAGGCAACACAAGACCUGUGCCCAGUGCGGCUACCCUGCAGCAAAGUUACGCUCGUAUGAGUGGGGCCAAAAAGCUAAGCGCAGAAAGACCACCGGUACCGGGCGCAUGCGCACGCUCAAGGACGUAUCGAGGAGAUUUAAGAAUGGAUUCAGAGAAAACACCGUCGCGAAGAAGCGUGUCAGGCCAUCCGCGGAGGCAUGAGCGUGAGCGGAAACUUGCAUAUGCCGAUGUCGUGUUUGCAUGUUGUUUUACAUACUUGAGAAUUUUUAGCCUAUGCUGCUCGCAUCAUUUUCUACGCACGCACAGAAUACAUGAUUCAUGCCAUGCCUCCUUGUCGAGCGGAGGAACUGAGUGAUAAUGCUAAAGUCUCUUCCACUCACUUGAAAUUCUCAUCCGAAAC